AUGACAUUAGACAAUAUAUACCCACCCUGCAUAUCAUUCAAAGAUGCUGGUGAUAGAGUUAGAGACUUUAUAGAUAAAAAUAAUGCAAUAAAUAAUCUAUAUAUUUUUUUGCACAUUAACGAAAAUCAAACAGAACUUAAAGAUCCAAAAUAUUUAGGAAUAAUAAACGGGGUAAAUGAAAUAAAUAUUAAAGUAAUGGGCAUGGUAACAAGUGAUGAAAAAUUUAAAGCCAUUCUAAGUGGGGGAAAUAGUGAGAGUUUUUUUCAAAGCGAUAGCAGCAAAUUAAGCAUCUCUAUAGAGGGUAUUAAUUUUGUAAAUUGGAAUAAUCCCUCUUCAUUCAUAUUGGAUGCAGGCCAAGAAGAAUUCAAUGUACAACAUUUAAAAAAACAUAGUGAAAAUAAAUCAAAAAAAAAUGAACAUUUUUUUUAUGAUACCGGUUCAAUAGACCAAGAACUUACAUUAAAUGGCGAAACUUUACCAAAUUUUUUAAACGAUAAUGAAGAUGCAAAUAAUGAUAAUUAA
Messenger RNA from Dictyostelium purpureum, 522 nucleotides. RefSeq lists its product as uncharacterized. The record is from RefSeq and is a predicted model, not a curated record. Bases 1 to 522 code for a protein of 173 amino acids. The transcript has 2 exons. NCBI's taxonomy places the organism in Eukaryota, Evosea, Eumycetozoa, Dictyosteliales, Dictyosteliaceae.